Xenopus laevis (African clawed frog) is the source of this 1510-nucleotide messenger RNA. RefSeq names its product interferon stimulated exonuclease gene 20kDa like 2 S homeolog (gene isg20l2.S). NCBI's taxonomy places the organism in Eukaryota, Metazoa, Chordata, Amphibia, Anura, Pipidae. The record is from RefSeq and is a predicted model, not a curated record. The coding region runs from base 284 to 1393 and encodes 369 amino acids. Gene Ontology annotation, molecular function: 3'-5'-RNA exonuclease activity; exonuclease activity; nucleic acid binding. Gene Ontology annotation, cellular component: nucleus; nucleolus. The transcript is spliced from 4 exons.
ACUAUGUCUGUAAGGGAGACAGUUGGCAGCCCAGCCACUUGUAAUGACAAUAAACUGUUCUCAUCUUCCCUCAGCUCCCGGUUGCUAUGGAGAGUGACGUCAGAACCCGGAAGUGUGUAGAGAACUUCCUUUCCGCUUCAGCCCGUGUGCGAGGCAAGGAGAUGAUUUUCUCUCUCGUUCCACCCAGGGGAUGUUUUAUUCACAAGAGUAAGAAUUUUGGAACUAUGCAAUUGUUUAUCUUUACAUAGUUUUUAUUCUUUCUGUCCCUCCUUACGGCUUGGUCAUGUCGGACCUGCUUUUAAAUCUGGGUGUGGAUUCCAGCCCUCCUUCCGGGCGCUCUGGACACACUAACAAGAAGCACGAGCGCUUCAUCAAGAGAAGGAAGUACUUGGAGAGAAGAGGUCUGCUGAAACAAAAGCAGUGCCCACCAAGGCCAAACCGUCCUGUGCCGGCUAAUAACCCAGGCCAACAGGUCAACUCAUGGGCCCAAGGCAAGAAACAAGAGCAGCAAGGUAAUACCCGGAACCAAUUUAAUAGGACGAAUACAACAAAAAGCAGCACAAACUUUAAUGGUUUCCAUCAGCAAAAAGCACCUGUAAAACAGCAAGGACAGCCGAUCCAGUUUAAUACCCGGACAGUCCAAUUCAACUCCGGGCCACAUAAUUUCCGUUUGGCUACUUUUACUCCAAAGGAAACGUCGAAGGCCAGCUACAAUGGCCCUAGUUCAUCAGAACCAGCAAGGGUGAAUGGGCAAACCUUCAACACAAAGGUCCAAAUUUUUCCAGGGCAGACCCACAACAGCAUUCUGAGUGAGUUUGACAGUGGCCUUCCCUCACUCCCUUCUACAACUGGCCCAUCUCACAAAGCCGUGGCUAUAGACUGCGAAAUGGUGGGCACUGGGCCAAAUGGAAGAAACAGCGACCUGGCCCGUUGCAGCAUUGUAAACUGGUUUGGCGAUGUGAUGUAUGACAAAUACAUUAAACCCAAAAGCCCCGUGACCGAUUAUAGGACUCGAUGGAGUGGAAUCAGAAGAGAACACCUGGUGAAUGCCAUUCCUUUUGUUGUUGCACAAAAAGAGAUACUUAAAAUCCUCAAUGGGAAGGUAGUGGUUGGACAUGCUAUCCACAAUGACUACAAGGCCCUUAAUUAUUUCCACCCCAAGGAAAUGACCCGGGAUACAUCCAAGAUCCCUCUCCUGAACCACAAGGCUGGCUUCCCGGAAAAGGAAGCCGCAUCACUUAAGCGACUCGCCAAGCAGCUUCUGCACAAAGAUAUCCAGACUGGGAGACAAGGGCAUUCAUCAGUAGAAGAUGCCAAGACCACCAUGGAACUGUACCGAGUUAUAGAAGUGGAAUGGGAGAGGAAAUUGGCAGCUGGUCAUGUUCAGCAGUGACAUGGACAUUGUCAAUAACGGGCCAGGGAUGCAUUUUGUUAUUUUCGCAGAUCUUUUGACAUAUUUAUCCUGCAAAAUAUAUUCAUAUACUGGCCUCGCAAUAAAUUGUGAACCUUG